AAAGCGUUAGUAGAGUGUUGGCAUUGGUAACGAGAGCGAAUAACCCGUGGAAAAGAGGGGAUCAUAAAAUAAGUGAAUAAUACCGAGUGUCAAAGAGAGAAGUUUAACGAAUUGCUAUCGCUGGUUGAAACUGGACAGACACGCGUGUCGAAAACAUUCGUAAAGGGGACAUUAGUCACGAGUGAUCUAAAUCAUUUAGUUUUUUUUUUGUGGAUCUAUUUAUUUUUUUAUGUGCUGGGGAGAGACUGCUGGUCGUCUUGGACACUCAGCCUCUAGAUGACGAGGUACAAGCAGGCGGAAUUCGAAGAUGAGGAUAGCAGUAGUAUUGGAUCGGUGGUACUCAACAGCGAGGGAAUCAGUACAUCCGCAACCCACAUAAGAUAUCACUCGGGGACAACCCUGUGGAGAGCGAGAACAACAUUGGAGAAGUACUUGGAGGUAAUCUGCGGUGGUCUUCUCCUGACAGUAAUAGCUCUGAUAGUGGCGCUAGGAAGAAAGCACGACUGGCGAUCAAAUGACGCCCAAAUUCUCCACGUUACAUCAAACACCGAUGGUCUUCAUUGCUUGACCGAGCGUUGCGUCACAGUCGCCGCAUCAAUCAUCAACAGCAUCAACCCCAGGGUCAAUCCAUGCGAUGAUUUUUACGAGUAUGCAUGCGGUGGUUGGAUCAAGAAGAAUCCCAUCCCCGAUGGCAAGAGUAUGUGGGGAACAUUUGGAAAAUUGGAGCAAGAGAAUCAGCUAGUUGUGAAAAAUGUCCUGGAGAAACCACUCACUGAGAUGAAAUCAAAAGCCGAGCAGAAGGCAAAAUUGUAUUACUUGUCAUGCAUGGAUGCUAAUGAGACAAUCGAGACCCUUGGGGGACAGCCAAUGCUGACGUUAUUGAGGAACGUCGGGGGAUGGAAUGUCACUGGAGGAUUCAAUGUCACCCAGUGGAGUCUCCAGAAGAGCAUGCACAUAUUGCAGAAUGUGUACAACAUGGGGGGAUUGUUUGCGUGGGCUGUCAACGAGGAUGACAAGAACAGCACCAAACAUAUCAUCCAAAUUGAUCAAGGUGGUCUCACUCUCCCCACCACUGACAACUAUCUCAACAAGACAGAACAUGGAAAAGUUCUCGCUGCGUAUCUCGAUUACAUGACCAAGAUCGGUGUGUUACUGGGUGGUGAACACGAUGAAGCCCAACGUCAAAUGCAAGCUGUAAUCGAUUUUGAGACGAGAAUAGCUGAGAUAACGACACCACAAGAGGAACGAAGAGACGAGGAAAAACUUUACAAUCCCAUGACCGUCGGUGAAUUACAGAAACUUGCACCAUUUAUGUCCUGGCUGGAUUACUUUCAAAAUGCAACGAAACUGGUGAAUAAAAAAAUAAACAGCAAAACGGCAAUUGUUAAUUUUGCACCUGAAUAUUUCAAAAAACUAACGAAACUUGUUCAAGAGUACAAUAAAACUACUGACGGUAAAAUAGUUAUUAAUAAUUAUUUAGUCUGGCAGACAGUGAGAUCGCUCACAGCAUUUUUAUCAAAACCCUUCAGAGAGGCCUACAAGGGCCUUCGAAAGGCCCUGAUUGGGUCAGAAGGGAGGGAAGAGCAGUGGAGAUAUUGCGUCAGUGACACCAACAACGUCAUGGGUUUUGCAAUCGGUGCCAUGUUCGUCCGAGAGGUCUUCCACGGCAAAAGCAAGCCUAAAGCCGAGGAGAUGAUCAACGAGAUUCGUACUGCAUUCGUAAAGAAUCUUAGGAAUCUCGACUGGAUGGACGAGGAAACCCGGAAAGCUGCCGAGGAGAAGGCCAAUGCAAUCACCGAUAUGAUAGGAUUUCCCAAUUUUAUUCUCAAUCCAAACGAACUCGACGAGCGGUACAAGGAUCUCCAGAUAAGACCCAACGAGUACUUUCUGAAUAAUAUCAGAGUGAGCAAGUACACGUUGAGGAAGAAUCUUGAGAAACUCGACAAGCCUGUCAACAAGACAACUUGGAUCAUGACUCCACCCACUGUCAAUGCGUACUACACACCCACCAAAAAUCAGAUUGUCUUUCCAGCUGGAAUACUACAGAAUCCAUUCUACGAUAUGGAAAAUCCGAGUAGCCUCAACUUCGGGGGUAUUGGAGUGGUCAUGGGGCAUGAGCUCACUCAUGCGUUUGAUGAUCAAGGAAGGGAAUACGAUCUCCAUGGAAACCUCCACAAAUGGUGGAACAACGCGACAAUAGACAGAUUCAAAAACAGAACCGAGUGUUUUGUCGAGCAAUACGGAGACAUUGAAAUUGAAGGAAGACACAUAAACGGACGACAAACCCUAGGCGAAAAUAUAGCGGACAAUGGCGGUCUCAAAGCUGCCUAUCACGCAUACCUGAACACCCGAAAAAAUUCACAGGACCAAUUGCCAUUGCCGGGUCUCCAAUUAACCCAUCGGCAAUUAUUCUUCCUAAAUUUUGCCCAAGUCUGGUGUUCGGCGAUAACACCAGAGUCCAUAGGCCUUCAAAUCGAUAAAGACUCUCAUUGUCCACCUAAAUAUCGAGUGAUUGGACCACUGUCGAAUCUACCAGAAUUUUCGGCUGAAUUCAACUGCCCGAAGGGAUCAAAAAUGAAUCCUGCGGACAAGUGUGAGGUUUGGUAAUAUUGAAUAAUUGCGAUAAUUAAUUUUUAUUGGGUCUUGACGGGUGAAUUAUCAUUUUUUCAUCUCGAUGGCACUAAAUAUUCACCGGAAUGCCCCAAAAAAAAACUUUGAAAGUCUCUCAAAAAAAAAAUGAACCUAUGACGGCUGAAAAAAUUUUAUUUAUUCAUGUUAUUAUUUUUCGUAUUCAAUUCACUGCAUUAAAUGUCUCAAUGAAGUGAAAUAAAGUUAUGUAUGUUAAUUGGUCAUAAUCAUCAAUUGUAUUUGUUGUUAAUUAUUGUGGAAUAUAGACGGGUGGGCGUCUUCCAGUUUUAAUAAUCGCCAUAUUGUGAAUGAUUGCUGGGUGUUUAAAUGUCUUAUCGUUGAUUGUUCUGAGAUGUCUAAUUUUUCGAAAAUUUUCUUUCUUAUUUUAUUCAUUAGCUAAUGAAAAAAUUCACUCGAGCGUAGUGAUGGAAAA
This is a messenger RNA of Fopius arisanus, 3061 nucleotides long. It is a transcript of the gene Nep3, whose product is annotated as Neprilysin 3. Gene Ontology annotation, biological process: proteolysis. Bases 277 to 2607 code for a protein of 776 amino acids. NCBI's taxonomy places the organism in Eukaryota, Metazoa, Arthropoda, Insecta, Hymenoptera, Braconidae. The record is from RefSeq and is a predicted model, not a curated record. Gene Ontology annotation, cellular component: plasma membrane. Gene Ontology annotation, molecular function: metalloendopeptidase activity. The transcript has 12 exons.